AGUAAAAGGAGAAGGUGGUGAAAACCAGACAGAGGAUGAGAAAUGUGAAACUCAGAGUAAGACAGCAGAGGAAGGUGAUCCAGAGAAGAUGGAAGCCAACAUGUCCGACCAAACCCAGGCUGGAGACGCCGGCCCAGAGAUCACAGUAACCAAACAAACCGCUAACGUCUCGAGCACAGACAGUCAGGAUGAUGAGAAGAGCUCAGACGUAUCAGAAAAGGAAGAGAAAGUGGUUAAGAGAAGAGGACGUAAAAGAAAGCUCUCAAUAAAAAGCGAUGAUACUAAGGAUGAAAAGAGCGAGCUGCUGUCUGUAGAGGAAAGUGAGAAGCAGAUGGUGGUAGAGUUAAAAGCACCUCGCAGGGGACGGCCACAUAAAAGCACAGAGCAGGAUCCUCAGAAAGAACCUGAGAGAUCGGAGAAGACUCCGGGCCGUAGAGGAAGGCGCCCAGGAGGCGCAGCUAAAGGGGCAAAAGAUGAUAUUCAGAAGAAACAUGAGGCAGUGGCCGAGGACAGCUCUGGUCAAACUGAGACACUUGAAGAAGAAGACGGCAAAGAGGGCCCUGAGCAGCAAAGUGGAGCACAGGAAAACAAACAGAGUAAAAGUGAAGUUCAGCUGGUUUCUCCUGCUGCAGAGGAACAUAAAGACACUGAGAAGUCAGAUUUCCAGGAGAGCAGAGACACACGUCAGACGGGGAUGAAGAGGAAGAGAUCAGAAGAAGCAGAGGAGUCUGGAGAGGAAGUCGGGGCUGAGCAGGGGGGGGCAGAGAAUGAGCAAGAACAAAGUGAGGAACAAGAAGACAAAAUCAGUGGAUGCACCUCUUCUUCAAACCCUUCAGAAGAAGUGAAAGAAAAGAGUGGCAGUGAGACAAAGCCAGACAACUCUGAGGAGCAGCAGGACCAAGAGGCAACUCCUAAGAAACCGGCUCGGAGGGGACGACCACCGAAGGCUGCAACUGCAGCUGCGGCUGCUGCUGCUGCUGCUGCAGCUGACGACUCAGUAAAAAAGGAGAGUAAACCAGAUGAGAGGGAAAGUGGGCAAAAUGAUGAAGACGAAGAGGAAAGCAACAGUGAAGAAGAGGAGGGAAAGGAAGCUGCAACCAGAGCAACGACUCGGUCUGCAGCGCGUCUCGAAGCUCAAAGAAACAAGCCAAGUAAACCCUCCACCCGGGCAAGUCGACAGAGCGGUAAAGAGGAGACCACAGCUGGCACACGCGGGACGAGGGCCCAGGCUUCAGCCAAGGGGGGCCGUAAACGCGAGGCCAGCCCCCCUGCUGUGCGAACACGGGGAGGACAGAAAUCAGAGGAGCCCCCUUCGAAGAGAGCCAAACGCUGAGACCUCUGACAGCGGUGGAACGGCGCUCUCCCCCCAAUGUUGUUUUUACUCUACUUAUUCAGAGUUAGCAGUCAGUUGGCAUUUUGAAACUGUUGGUGCUUCAUUGACCGUCAGUAUUGAACGGCUCUGGAUAUUAUUAUUCACUCUGCUCUGAUGGCUGAGUGUAAACCAGGGGAUCUGUAAAGAACCCCUCAGAAUCCCCUCUGCUGCUCCGCGCCCAUAUGGUUCGGAUCACACUCAUCAUUCCGCGCUUUAUCCAGUAAUUCCCAGUGAACCGGAGCUUUUCAGACCAAUCAGAGGCCUAAUGUGCAGCCAGGCCAAGCUUUGAGAUAAAGAGGCAGAAUCAGAAAUCACUGUCAGUCAGCAGAGGGGCCACAUCUCAGCCUCAGACUUCUGUUACUUAAGUACACACUCGUAAAGGCUGUUAAUCUUUGUUGUUCUUUUGAUUUCCUAAUAUUCAUUCUGUGAAUGAAACUUUACCAUUUUGCUUCACCUUUUUGUCUUUAUAUCCACUGUAAUCUAGUUUUAAUGAAAGAGGAGUUUUAACUCUGUUUUCCUGUGGGCAUUUCUAACAUCGGUUGAUUUCUCAGUGGAAGCCAUUAGGUUGUUUUUAUUUUGUUAGUCCUGCUAAACGGAUUCAUUUCAUAAAUGUAAAUUAGUCAGUAAUCGAUCUGUUCUUUUUUCUGCAUCAGUAUUUUUUUUUCUCCAAUAAAAACAAUUUGUUUUGUUUUUCUAA
This is a messenger RNA of Cyprinodon tularosa, 2069 nucleotides long. Its product is annotated as biorientation of chromosomes in cell division protein 1-like 1. The transcript has 16 exons. The coding region runs from base 89 to 1333 and encodes 414 amino acids. The record is from RefSeq and is a predicted model, not a curated record. Lineage: Eukaryota; Metazoa; Chordata; Actinopteri; Cyprinodontiformes; Cyprinodontidae.